UGAAAUAUGUAAAAAUUCCUUACUCCAAACAUCGGAAGAAGAAGAUGGGAAAACCAACCAUAACAUCCUUUUCGGCGUUGGCGUUGUCCUUCCUCUUCCGAUUCGGUCUCAUUCCAGUGUCUACUCCGGUCUUAUCCUUAAACACUUAAGGUAUCCCUAUUCCACUUCAAGAUGGGUAGGGAGGAUAAGGCAACAUGGAAGGCGAGCUACUUCAGCAAGAUUGUCCAACUUUUGGAUGAAUAUCCGAAGUGCUUCAUCGUGGGAGCAGACAAUGUCGGCUCCAAGCAGAUGCAGCAGAUCCGUAUGAGCUUGAGGGGUACUGCCGUUGUGCUCAUGGGUAAGAACACCAUGAUGCGCAAGGCCAUCCGUGGACAUCUGGAGCGUAACCCUGCUCUGGAAAGGAUUCUUCCUCACAUCCGUGGAAACGUGGGCUUUGUCUUCACCCGCUCAGACCUUGUUGAAGUCCGUGACAAGCUGGUGGAGAACAAGGUCAAGGCUCCUGCCCGUGCUGGUGCCAUCGCGCCAUGCCCUGUCAUCAUUCCCGCCCAGAACACUGGUCUUGGUCCUGAGAAGACCUCUUUCUUCCAGGCUCUGUCCAUCCCCACCAAGAUUGCUAAGGGUACCAUUGAAAUUAUCAAUGAUGUCCACAUUCUGAAGGAGGGUGACAAGGUGGGCCCCAGCGAAGCCACACUGCUUAACAUGCUUAACAUCUCACCCUUCAACUAUGGUUUGAUUGUUGAGAUGGUCUAUGACUCUGGCACCAUGUUUGAGCCUAAGAUCCUUGACAUCAAGCCUGAAGACUUGCGUGUGAAGUUCAUGGAGGGUGUUGCCCGCCUUGCUUCAGUUUGCUUGGCUAUUGGUUAUCCUACUGUCGCAUCUGUACCUCACUCUGUCAUCAACGGUUUCAAGAACCUGUUGGCUGUGGCUGCUGUGACGGAUGUGGAGUUCAAGGAGGCUAAGACUGUCAAGGAGUACUUGAAGGAUCCUUCCAAAUUCGCCGCAGCCGCCGCUGCCGCAGCUCCUGCUGCUGCUGCCAAGGUUGAAAAGAAGGAGGAAAAGAAGAAGGAAGAGAGUGAAGAGGAGGAGGAUGACGAUAUGGGCUUCGGUCUGUUCGACUAAGGUUCUAAGCUGCAUCUGCCUAUGGCCUGACGGAAAUAAAAUAAUAAAACCCUCA
Molecule: messenger RNA, 1174 nt
Organism: Thrips palmi
Lineage: Eukaryota; Metazoa; Arthropoda; Insecta; Thysanoptera; Thripidae
Gene: RpLP0
Product: 60S acidic ribosomal protein P0
Exons: 7
Coding region: 172-1119 (315 amino acids)
Biological process (GO): ribosomal large subunit assembly; ribosome biogenesis; cytoplasmic translation
Cellular component (GO): cytosolic large ribosomal subunit
Molecular function (GO): structural constituent of ribosome; large ribosomal subunit rRNA binding
Source: RefSeq, a predicted model, not a curated record